This is a messenger RNA of Spodoptera exigua (beet armyworm), 534 nucleotides long. The record is from the annotation of a GenBank genome assembly. Lineage: Eukaryota; Metazoa; Arthropoda; Insecta; Lepidoptera; Noctuidae.
AUGCUUCGGCUCGACCGGAGUGAUACCACGGCCUUACAUACCAACGGCAUCUUCGGCUGCGUGGAGCUGUUCAAGGGUGAUCAGCAUAUACAGCACACAGCUAUGAUGGUCAUGGCAAUGCUGGGGUUCUAUUUUGAGGUGUCCAGACAUGAUCGGGACCGUCAUAUUAGGGUGCAUAUGCGUCAUAUCCGACCUGAAAAGCUUCACCAUUUUGAAAAGAUACGCGAAGAAGCAACUUUGGCCUUGCCAUACGACUACAAGAGCGCGACGCACCCCGCUUGGAAGUUCUGGCGGAAAAUAGGCAAGACUGGCAUAUCCACAGUGGCCACGUAUAAAGAUCAUGAUCCUGAUGGCUCAAUAAUGAGAUCUCUUGGUCAAAACCAGGAAUUACUAUCGGAAGGUGACAUUAUUAAAAUAAACAGCGUGUACGGGGUCCACUGUUUUCUAGAUAAGAAAGAGUCUGAACGAAUGAAGAAAUCCAAACAUAAAUCGAGGAGUUCGAAAAGACAUAAGGAUAAAUAUGAAAAAUCAUAA